This is a messenger RNA of Manduca sexta (tobacco hornworm), 1121 nucleotides long. RefSeq names its product dynein light chain roadblock-type 2. Gene Ontology annotation, cellular component: cytoplasmic dynein complex; cytoplasm; centrosome. The transcript is spliced from 4 exons. Gene Ontology annotation, molecular function: dynein intermediate chain binding. Lineage: Eukaryota; Metazoa; Arthropoda; Insecta; Lepidoptera; Sphingidae. The record is from RefSeq and is a predicted model, not a curated record. Bases 99 to 392 code for a protein of 97 amino acids. Gene Ontology annotation, biological process: microtubule-based movement.
CAUUCAAUAACGUCACUGAUUUUAUUUUCAUUCAUUCGUGGUUUGUCAUCAGUGCUGUUCUCUCUGUGAAAGUUUAUAAUUUUAAUAAAAUCGUUAAAAUGGCGACCGAAGUUGAGGAGACCAUCAAAAGAAUUCAAGCCCAUAAGGGCGUAAUGGGAGUCGUCAUUGUAAACCACGAAGGUAUACCUAUCAAAAGUUCUUUGGAUAAUGCGACGUCGGUUCUCUACGCAGGACUCAUAGGGCAGCUCACAGAAAAAGCAAGGAAUGUCGUUCGUGAAAUGGACUCCACAAAUGAGCUAACAUUCCUGCGCGUGAGGAGUAGGAGACAUGAGAUACUGAUAGCACCAGACAGGGAAUUCAUACUCAUAGUUAUACAGAACACUUCAGACUAGUAUGGUACAAUGUUUGCACCAAGGUAACCUUCUGGAAAGGUUGUUUUAGUGUAAAACUUAAUCAUAAACUUUCACAAGUUACUUUGAAUGUUUAUGAAUAGGGAUGUAAAAUUUUAGGAAGCUGCUUCAAUUAGAAUGUCACUUUAAAAUCAAUUAUUUUGCUGUCACUACCACAUAAUGUAAAAAAAAUAUGGUGACGACAUCAUCAGUCACAGGAUGACCACUGCUGAACACAAAGAUUUUCAGAUCAUCUUAUAAUAAGAGGUCCGCAUCCAGCGAUCUCCUCCAACUUAUGAGGUCAUCUGUCUUGCAUGUUUGUGGCUUCCAGAAAACCUUGCUCCAUCGGUCUGGGGCAUGACAUGACUAAAAAGCCAUUAUUAGUAACAUAGGGUAUGUUACUGAUUGCCGAUUGCAAUAUAAUAAUAAAUUUACUCUUAUUUUGGCAACUAGAUAUGUCAGAACAUAAAGACGACUUAACUGAAUUUAUUGAAGCAUUUGAUCUAAGUAAAAGUGGCACUUAUUCCAACUACAUAUAUUUUUUUUUGCUAAUCUAGUCUGUAAGAAUUGUGAGAAAAACAUUAGAAAUGCACUUAAUGAAACUUGAAUUGAGUAAGACAUAAUUUUCUAAAGUAUUCUUGUGUUGUAUUCUGAAAUUAUUUAAGCUAUAUAUUUUGGUUAAAGUAUAUUUAUUUCUACUCAUGUAUUCUUUAAAUAAACAUUUGUACACUA